AUGGGUAGCAUCGCCGCCGACACCAACACGGCAAUUCCAGAGCUCCGAUGGGGUAUUCUAGGCACAGGAUGGAUCUCCACCAUGUUCGUCACCGACAUGCUCGCCUCCUCCCCGAGCCCCCCAAAAGCCAAACACACCAUCGCCGCGCUCGGCUCCUCCUCGCUGGAGAAGGGCAACGCCUUCGUGGAGAAGCUGUGGCACGGGAAGGAGGGUGCUGGGGCACCCAAGCCCGUCGUGUAUGCGGACUACCAGGGCGUUUAUGCGGCCGCGGACGUGGAUGUCGUGUACGUGGGCACGCCGCACUCGCUGCACAAGAAGAACUGUCUGGAUGCCAUCGCGGCGGGGAAGCACGUCCUGUGCGAGAAGCCGUUUACCAUCAACGAGGGGGAGGCGCGUGAGGUGGUUGAUGCGGCGCGGAGGAAGGGGGUUUUUGUCAUGGAAGCCGUCUGGACGCGCUUCUCCCCUCUAUUCACGGCCCUCCGCUCCGAGCUCAUCGACAAGCGCUCCAUCGGCGACGUCGAGCGCUUCUUCUUCGACUUUGGCAACUACAUGCCGCUCGACAGCCUCCCGCCCACGUCGCGCCUGCGGGACCCCGCCCUCGGCGCCGGCGCCCUCCUCGACAUCGGCAUCUACACGCUGACCUACGCGUCCCUCAUCAUGGGCGACUUCAAGGUCGGCCAGGCGCACCCGCCGCUCGCGCGGGUGGCCUCCUCGCUCAGCAUCGUCGACGGCAUCGACGAGUCCAACGUCAUCGUGCUCGAGUACCCGACGACGACCGGCGGGGGCAGCCGGACCAAGACGGCCAUCCUGUCCUCGACCUUCCGCUACCGCUCCGCGGGGGACUUUGCGCGCAUUGAGGGCUCUAGCGGGACGAUAACGAUCUUUGGGCGCGCGGGCAGCUUGCCGGAUGGGUUCCGCGUGGUGGAGGGGCCGCAGCCCGGGUUUGGGGAGGAGGAUCAGAGGGAGGUGAGGACGUUCAACGUGGAGCGCCCCGAGGGGGCUUUGGGCUUCAUCUGGGAGGCGGAUGCUGUGGCGCAGGACAUUGCCAAUGGGCUCACCGAGAACGCCGUGAUGCCGUUGGAUGAGAGCCUGAGGAUGAUGAGGCUGAUGGAUGGGAUCCGGAAGGAGGGCGGCCUGGUGUAUCCGCAGGAUAAUUGA
Messenger RNA from Drepanopeziza brunnea f. sp. 'multigermtubi' MB_m1, 1158 nucleotides. RefSeq lists its product as uncharacterized. Gene Ontology annotation, molecular function: nucleotide binding. Lineage: Eukaryota; Fungi; Ascomycota; Leotiomycetes; Helotiales; Drepanopezizaceae. The record is from RefSeq and is a predicted model, not a curated record.